AUGACAACAGAGCCAUUGGAUCCUGAAAACUCGGCAAAUAUAAUGAAUUGUGAAAAUAACGAACGCAGUUAUCAACACGAUGUUAAUUUAUUCUAUCAUUUGAAUGAUCAAACGAAAAAUUUGGAGGAUUGUAUUAUCGUAUGGUUAGAUUUGCAAUUCUGUGCAAAGCCUCAUUAUAUUGAUAAAUUACGAGGUGUUGUUAACUAUCUCAGAAUAUUCGAUAACACGGACAUUUGUAUGCAGUACAUAUCUGCCAUCAAACAAGAGCAAGUUUUCUUAAUUAUUUCUGGUCGAACUGGAAAACAUAUUAUUCCAUUAGUACAUCAUCUAUCUCAACUUAAUUCUAUAUACAUCUUUUGUAUAAAAGAUCAAAGACAUAUAACAUGGUCCUCAAACUAUUCGAAAGUGAAAGGUGUCUUUAUCGAUGAGGAUAAACUAUAUGAUCGUUUAUCAAAAGAUGUUCUCUUAUGUUCCAGUCAAACGCCUAUGAGCAUCAUUGAAUAUGAACGGACUUCACAUGCUUUGAAUAAAGAUGGAAAACCGUUGUUUUUAUGGUCGCAAAUAUUGUUACAAGUCUUACUGCGAUUGCCGCCAUCGUGCAAUGAUAAAGAAGAUAUGAUAAAUCAAGCUCGUGAUCAAUAUUGCGGUAAUUUGGUUGAGCAGCAAAAAAUUGAUGAAUUCGCACGAAUUUAUUCGUCAGAUACUGCUAUUAAAUGGUACACUCGGGACUGUUUUGUUUAUCGCCUUGUGAAUAAAGCACUUAGAACAGAAAACAUCGAUAAUAUAUUUCUAUACCGAUUUUUCAUCGCUGAUCUCUAUCGACAAUUAGAACGUUUGUAUUUAUCGCGUGUACCCGAUGGCAAUUCUUCCAUGUUAACAUGUUAUCGUGGUCAACUUAUACCAAUAAACGAAUUUGAAAAGCUCAAGUCAAGUACAAAUCAACAUAUAUCGAUAAAUACAUUCUUUUCGACAAGUACAUCUUCAUCAGUAGCUGUUAAUUUUUUUAUUAACGGAGAACAACAUGAUGGUACUGUAUGCGUCUUAUUUGAAAUUCUAGUUGAUAUCACUGUACCAACAAAGCCUUUUGCGCAUAUUCACAAGUGGAGUGUAAAUUCAGAUGAAGGCGAAGUAUUAUUUACUAUGGGUACUAUUUUUAAAAUUGAAUCUUGUGACGAGUUAGAUGGUUUUUGGCACGUUAAAUUUACGCUGAGUACUGAACCUGACCAAGAAUUACAAGCAUUGUUAAAGGAUUACGAAAUAAAAAUUGGUGAAACAUCAUCGCUUCUAAUAUUUGGCGAAUUUCUUCACAAAAUGAAUGAAUUUAACAAAGCAGAACGCUAUUAUCAAAUUCUUAUACGAGAAUUACCUUCUGAUCAUGUCGAUGUUGGUAUGGCUUUCAAUAAUAUCGCUACCAUCUGUACAGAUCGAGGAGAACAUAAGAAAGCAAAAACUUAUUUACGAAGAGCUUUCAAUAUAUUUAGGCGAACAUCAUCUGUUGAUGAUUUGAAUGUGGCAGAAAUUUAUCUCAAUCUUGCUUCUGUUUAUAGCCGGAUCGACAAUAAUAAAGCUGCUUUAAAGCAUGAAAAAAAAGCUUUACAAAUUCAGCUUAGGAUUCUUCCAGAUAAUCAUCUAACUCUAGCAACAACCUAUAACAAUAUUGCUAAUACCUACGAUUCGCUCAGCAAGAAAACAAUUGCUUUAAAAUAUUAUCGUAAAGCCCGAGACAUUGAGCUUCAGCAUUUGCCUCCGAACCAUCCCGAUCUUGCUGUUACAUAUAAUAAUAUGGCUUCCGUGUAUAUUGAUAUGAAUGAUCAUCAGUGCGCACGUGAAUAUUUAAACAAAGCACUUGAAAUACGCAAAGAAACUUUGCCUUCUUGGCAUCCAGAUUUAGCUGAUUCUUAUCGACUAAUAGGUACUCUAUCCGCAGAGGCUGAUGACACUACUGAUGCUCUUGAAAAAUAUCAAGAAUCAUUAAGAAUUUUAUUAAGUACGCCAAGCCAAGCCUUGGAUCAUCAUCGGAUAUAUCAACUAAACAGUGAUAUUGGCGAUCUCCUAUAUCAGAGACAGUUUCAUCAAUCAGCUUUAAGGUCAUACAAUAUGUCUUUGUAUCAUCUGAACCAAUGCGAAUUUGUCAAUCCAUUUGAUAAAUCUAUUGUUUACAAUAAUCUUGCAGCAGUUUACAUCGAUAUGGAAAAAUAUAAUAGAGCAAAAAACUAUUGUAGGAAAUCAAUAAGAGCUCAACGUCAUUGUCAAGAUGUUGAACAAUAUAUAAAUAGGUUUAGAAGUCGCUUACUAAUGGCAAAAAUUUUCCAUGCACAGAAGUCUGAUGAAAAGGCCUUAGUUAUUCUAAAACAAUUACUCGGCCAACAACGUCGUUUACUACCUGAUAGUUACAAUGAAUUAUAUAAUGUUUACGAAACUAUGAAGUGUAUAUACUUCGAUAAAGAAAACUACAAGAAAUCAGAAUACUACAUUAGGAAAUCUAUGCAAAUUCAUUUAAAAUUUAUGCCCGAAAGAAAACUUGAUGUUGGCUUUGACUAUGAAGCAUUAGGCGCUAUUUACCAGAAGAAAUCGUUGCCAAAAAAAGCUAUUAAAUGCUAUAAAAAGGCUAUUAAUAUCUAUCUUAGUGCUAAACCACCACCUCCAAGCAAUCUGGCGAAUGCAUAUUUUGCUCUUGGACAAACGAUUCUAAGUAUUAAAAAAUACUCAAAUGCAAAAUUGUAUUUGAUUAAAGCACGUAAACUUCGUCAAGAGAAUCAAUCAUCACAUGACUUUCAAAUUGCCGAAAUCAAUAUUGAGCUUGGACGCCUUGAGUACUCUCGAAAUAGAUUUCAAAUGGCCACAAAAUAUUAUCAACUUGCUCUCAGCAUUUGUGAACAACAACCAAGACUAGUUCAUCAUGAUUUAAUCUACUUACAUAAUCUAUUAGGAAUCUCUUUUAUUGGCGAACAGAAGUACGAUCAAGCGAUGUAUCAUUUUCAAAAAGCGCUUGAAAUUUCAGAAGACCGCAUAUCUACAUCAUGUGAUGAAGAUGAACAGAUUGCUAUGAUAAUUGCAGAAGUGUAUGGCCAUAUUGCUGAGAUCCAUCUUCGUGAUAAGAAAUUUGACGAAGCUUUGAAGAAUGCAAGAGUCUAUCUUAAACUCUCAAGACAAUAUCCAAAGCGCUACUUUAAUUUAAGUAAUAGUUUGCUAUUGAUGGGAAGUGUUUAUCGAAACAAGGAACUUUAUCAACGAGCACUGCCUUUUUUGCGAAAAGCUCGUCAUCUCAGUAGUAAAUGCUCUAAUGACUAUCAAACUGAACUAUAUCCUUACAUUUAUGCUGAAUUAGGCAUAUGCUACGGCAAUAUGGGUGAUCAUCGACAUCGAGUAGCGUAUAAAUAUUAUCAGCUAGCGAAAAACGCUUCUCUGAAUUGUCAAAACGACAAUUUUCUGCGAGACCUCGACGAAAAUAUAAAACAUAUGCAGACUCAGUAG
This is a messenger RNA of Rotaria socialis, 3474 nucleotides long. Lineage: Eukaryota; Metazoa; Rotifera; Eurotatoria; Philodinida; Philodinidae. The record is from the annotation of a GenBank genome assembly.